CGCUUCAUUUCUCUCUCUCUCUCUCUCUGGUGUGCGUGUGAUCGAGUGUUGAAACGACAGAGAGAGACGCCGUUUUGAUUUCUUUUGCGAAGGAAGGAGAUUCUCUCUUGGUCGGACUUUCAAUUGGUAUCCCAAUUCUGAGAGACUCUCACUCGGUCGCUCGAUUGCUUGAUUCUCUUUGAUUUCAGUGAGUUUUCGAUUUGAAUGAAGAAAUGAAAUGAGUUGAUUUGGUUUUAGAUUAUUUCGCUGGAGAGUGGAGAGAGAGAGAGAGAGAGAUCCAAUGGCUGGGGCAGCAGAAUUCGUUGAGGCUGACAAUGCAGAGGCAAUAAUCACGAGGAUCGAAACCAAAUCGAGGAAGAUUGAAAGCUUACUCAAACAGUUCAAACAUGUCGAAGCUCUGAAAACGGCUCUUGAAGGUUCACCUCCAAAAACUCGCGAUGAACGUUGCAAGUCAGCUAAUUGGAUAGUUGUGCACAGAGCUAUAAUGGUGAUAAAGGAUAUUGACGGAAUGCUGAAUGCUCUUGAUGUUGAGUAUUACGAUAUUCUCAUGAAGUACCUGUACAGAGGCCUUUCUACUGGGGACCGACCCACAUGCGAUCAAUGUUUGAAGAUUCACGAGAAACUGACAGAGAGAGCUGGUCUCGGUUGCAUUCUCCGUUGUCUUACCGACACUGUCAACACUGUUUGAUCCAUGAUUGUAUUAUUGCCAACAUUGUAUUAUUACUUAAAAAGGCACGAAUUGUUGGUUUAUGAUAUAUAUGCACUGAAGCAUGUCUCAGUUUCAAA
Eutrema salsugineum is the source of this 786-nucleotide messenger RNA. Its product is annotated as actin-related protein 2/3 complex subunit 5A. Lineage: Eukaryota; Viridiplantae; Streptophyta; Magnoliopsida; Brassicales; Brassicaceae. Gene Ontology annotation, molecular function: actin filament binding. The record is from RefSeq and is a predicted model, not a curated record. The transcript has 5 exons. Gene Ontology annotation, biological process: Arp2/3 complex-mediated actin nucleation; regulation of actin filament polymerization. The coding region runs from base 281 to 688 and encodes 135 amino acids. Gene Ontology annotation, cellular component: actin cytoskeleton; cytoplasm; Arp2/3 protein complex.